Molecule: messenger RNA, 7409 nt
Organism: Monomorium pharaonis (pharaoh ant)
Lineage: Eukaryota; Metazoa; Arthropoda; Insecta; Hymenoptera; Formicidae
Gene: NLG-3
Product: neuroligin-4, X-linked
Exons: 11
Coding region: 2693-5122 (809 amino acids)
Biological process (GO): neuron cell-cell adhesion; synaptic vesicle endocytosis; presynaptic membrane assembly
Cellular component (GO): synapse; postsynaptic membrane; cell surface
Molecular function (GO): neurexin family protein binding; signaling receptor activity
Source: RefSeq, a predicted model, not a curated record
UGCGCGGGGCAUGCGCAGCCGAUGGCGAACGUCGCUGCCUGACGCCAGUCUGUCGGGGGUCGAAGUGUCGGCUACAUCGGUUCGGUUGGUUUUCGUCGCAUACCACGGCGUCCCAGCGGCGCUCUCACCCUUACGCGGUAAUACCGUGCCCACCCCUGAUCACGUCACGCGAGAUUCGUUGCGGUGCAUCGACCAGGGUCGACGUCAACGGUGCAGUGCCAGAGAGGGUGGUAGUUUGCCGCGACCCGACCGGGAUAGCUUGACGAAACGCGGGGGUGGCCGUUUCGCUUUCGGUCCAAUCCCUACUACCACCUUUCUCACGGAUUUUUCGGUGCACCUCUUUCGUUAGCUUCGGGAGGUGGGGGGGGGAGCGUGUAGUUCUGUCUAGGGCUGGUUGCUUCCAGCGAGUGAGAACGUCUGUCCGGCAAUUUGACAAAACUUGAAAUUACUUUGGCGCAUCCGAUAAAUCGGAUCUUAUCGGGAAACAAUUUUCCCGAUUCUCGGCAAAGUUUGAAGAAAUAUUCCGAUCGGGGUGCCGGCGCGGGUCGCCGGGAGGGUGGAGAAAAAGCGGAGAGAAGGGUGCUCGCAGAGCUGUGCGUAAAAGGAAUCCCGUACAAUAGUGCGUUUGACCUGUUUGAAUUGUGAUGAAGAAACGAUGAUAGCGUGCGACCAUCGUAGUGUUGUGCAGAUGAUCGGAAAUCAUCACUCAGUGAUCUGUCGAGAAAGUGCGAAUUUAAUGGAGUAAUUUAAAGAUAAUUGUAAAGUUUUGUUUACGUCUCUACAAGUGUCCACCUAGAAAAACUUGCGGGAAAUUAGCUCCUGAUCAGUAGUGCGAUUUUAAUCUAACUAGGUUAAUUGAAAAUUGAAGCUGUUGUCUCUCAGCAAGAAUAGCGUCACAUCCCUGGGAAGAUUUGCAUUUUAUGCCGGAAAGAUACUGAAAGGUUUAAAUAUAACAGUGACGUACUCCUUGAAUGCAACAAGCAAAGCUUCCUGGAUGCUUCUUUUAUUUCUCAACCACGGUGCGCGUGUCUUUGUGCGUAUCUCUUUAAGCGUCAAACCAGCCGAGGCAGCUAAUGGAUUUUCAGUUCCACAUUUAUCGAUUGCAAGGAAAAUCUAACGUUCUUUAAUGCAAAUAGCUUUAUGCUGCGUUUUACUUUCCUCAAAAACUGAAAACCGGAUCAACGUCAAUUUCCACACCCGUAGUGAUGUUUUUCAGAGAAUUAGCUUCCAAAGAAAAGUCAUUUGCUGAAAAAUUACAUCAGUAAAUGUUCCAUCUGACUCGAUCGAGAGAUUAGUUCGAUGAAUUACGAGAUGAGAGCCAGAUGGGACUCUCGUUAUCUACGAUCCGUCCAAAGAAAUUUCGAAUGAGAGAUUGGCAGAUUUGUUUUCUCGUAGUUUCCUCUUUUUUCUUGCCAAGAUGAAACGAGCAGGUAAAUAUUCAAAGAGCAGUUUGCUCCUGAACGUGAUUAGAGCCGGUGCAUUCUAUCUCUUGCGAUACAUUAAGCACGCCAUCAAAAAUGAGAUCGUCUUUGUGUAAACGAUAAGACACGUGUGUGAAUCUCUUUUAUAUCAGCAGACGUGAGUGAGGAAACGGAAAAUCGUCAAACGACGAGGUUAUCUUCGUGUCGAUCGUGAAGAGAUCCUGAUUUUAAUUGAAAAUUCCAAUCUAGACAUUAUAGUCUGUCACUGAAAAGUGUAAAGUUCUCUUCUGACAGUGUGUAUAAAGUGUGUGUGUGUGUGUGUAUAAAGUAGUUCACUCAUUGUUCUCAUUAGACGUCCAUGAUAAAUUAAUGACAAUUUUUCUUACGUGUAGAAAAUUUGUACUGUAUCAGUGAAGCAACAAGACGAAAUAUCGAACAUCAUUAAAACUUGCAAUUCGAUAGCACAAAGCUGAUUCAGUUCGAAGGAUAACGAUGACGUUUAUUAGCAGAUCAUGCUGAUCUUCGCCACAGCAUCGAUGGAAUAUCUGAAUUUAACAUUACUAAAUAUCUAGUUAGAUAUUAAGACUGAAAAAAUCUAAUACACAACGUGUAUUAAUAAAAUACAAUCUCUGUGACUAGGAAGAUAUUACUCAGGAUGUUUUUCCAAUCUAUUAAUCUGCAGUCUUCCUUAGGUCAAUUGCAUCAGAAUAGAUAGAUAAUCAAGGACGAUUUGCGAUCAUUCUUCUUUCCUGAAUAACUUAAAUACAGAGAAUGUAAAUCCAGAAGACUAUUACAAAUCCUUCAAGACCAACAUAUUGGAAAACCUAAUUUUUAAUUUCAUCGGUUUCUUGCAUACAUUAUUUGAACUCAGGAAUAUCUAAUUAAAGACAAUAGCUCUGUUUUAGAAUUACUAAACAGAAUCAAGACCAUGAUUUUCUUUAACUGGACUGUCACAAGAACUAUCGUAAAAUAGCAACAAAUUUUACCCUUUACCUUCCGAUCGAGGCCAUCUUAAGCACAUCGAUUUAGCCAAGGAAAAUCUAAAACAGUUAUUGAACCUGCCCUUCACUUUGAAGGAGACUGAUGUAUCCAGGAGGAGGACAAGCUCCCGAGUACCGCGAGAUGGAUCAGUUCGCUUGCAUCCGCACCUCUGAAGGUGGUUAAGAGGGAAAUAGUCGCGGUGGAGGACAAGGAAGGCGGUAUGAGAGACGUCGGAACGGCGAAAAAGUGAUCGGCGAAGUGACGCCGAAGACGUCGGUGAUCGCGUCAAGAUGACGUCGUCGAUCCUGGCGCUGCUCGGCUUAAUUCUGGCGACCGCCGGCGCCGAGCUGAGCUCGAGGAUCGUCAGGACUAAGUACGGCGAGCUGUCGGGCGUGAUCGUUACCCUCGAUCGAUACCUCGAGGGUGUCGAGGUAUUCCGCGGCGUGCCCUACGCCUCGCCGCCGAUCGGCUCGUUGCGCUUUAUGCCGCCUGUCAGUGGUGCCCUUUGGCAUGGUGUUAAAGUCGCCGACAAGUUCGGACCCGUCUGUCCCCAGAAGCUGCCCGAGCUCAGCGACAAAAUGCCCAAGGGCAGGGUAGAGUACCUCAAGCGGCUGCUGCCCUACCUCAAGAACCAAAGCGAGGAUUGCCUGUACCUCAACAUUUACGCGCCGGUUCAAGCCGGCGCGAGGGACGGUGGCAGCAGAAGAUAUCCUGUGAUUGUGUUCGUGCAUGGCGAGAGCUACGAAUGGAGCAGUGGAAAUCCUUACGACGGCAGCGUCCUGGCAAGUUACGGGGGCGUCGUCGUCGUCACCAUCAACUAUAGACUCGGCAUUCUGGGCUUUCUAAACGCCAACACAGACUCGCACUUACGCUCGCCGGCGAAUUAUGGUCUGAUGGACCAGAUCGCAGCGUUACACUGGGUACAGGAGAACAUCGCUUAUUUCGGGGGCGAUCCCAAAAACGUCACGCUGGUAGGACACGGCACCGGCGCCGCCUGCGUGAACUUCCUGAUGACCAGCCACGCGGUACCCGACGGUCUACUGUUCCAUCGGGGCGUUCUGAUGUCGGGCAGCGCACUUUCACCCUGGGCGUUGGUGAGAGGCGCCGCCAAUUACGCCAUGCAGGUCGCCAAACACCUAAAUUGUUCGUCGGUGGCGGAAGAUCCUCAGGCUCUGUUGAAGUGCCUGAGAACUGUGUCCUUGAGCGAGCUGGUAUCGGUGCCUGUUAAAGGGCUCGAGUUCGCGCCGGCCUUUGGCCCCAGUAUAGACGGCGUCGUAAUCGAUCCCGGCGAUCCCGAGGAUCAGGACUACACCCUGCAAGUCGACACGAUCAAUACGCUCAACAACAUCCUUCUGAGGAAGGACGUCGUGGCAAAACUGUCGAGGUACGAUUUGAUGGUGGGUGUUGUUCGCUCCGAGGCGUAUUUUUCGUUAACCGCUGACGAUGCUCAGUACGGGAUCGAAGCCGACAGAAGGACGAAGAUUCUGCGUGAAUUCGUGCGGAACACGUAUACGUAUCACCAACCGGAGAUCCUAGCAACCAUAAUAAACGAGUAUACGGAUUGGGAGCGGCCUGUGCAACAUCCUGUCAAUAUUAGAGACGAGACUCUAGAAGCCUUGGGGGACGCGAAUACGGUCGCUCCGGCAACGAGAACCGCGGAUCUUCACAGCCAAUCCCAUAGGAAUUCCUAUCUAUAUGUCUUCGACUAUCAAACGAAAUUCGGAGACUAUCCUCAGAGGCCGGGAUGUAUUCAUGGAGAGGAGCUGCCAUAUUUUUUCGGAGCGCCCCUGGUCGGAGGUUUGUCCCAUUGGCCGAAAAACUAUACUAGGGCCGAGAUAGCGCUCUCCGAGAGCGUGAUACUCUAUCUGACAAACUUUGCACGAACCGGGAAUCCGAACGAGGGUACUCCUGAUUCUGGAUCUCUCGGUUCCAGACCAGAAAGGACCAAGUUUAAAAAUAUCGAUUGGACCGCUUAUGAGGCCGUCCACAAAAAAUAUCUUAGCAUAGAGCUCAAAUCGAAACUGAAGAACCACUACAGGGCCCAUCGUCUUUCCUUUUGGCUGAACUUGGUGCCUGACCUUCACAAACCUGGCUCAGACGACGUUCCUAGGUCGCAUCAUCUUCUAGACGCCGAGCAGGUGCCACCCAGAUUCAUUCAGAGGGUGCCAACGACCGCGAGAACAACCACCUUGGAGGUAACUUCCAUUGAGAAAUCGUCAACCAACGUGUCAACGGUUGUUCCUAGCGAUAUUACCUUCGAGGAUACCACAGCGUUACCUGAGGACGGCUUCGCGGCGUAUUCGACCGCCCUGAGCGUGACAAUCGCGAUCGGUUGCAGCCUCCUGAUCCUAAACGUGCUCAUUUUCGCCGGGGUGUACUAUCAGCGCGACAAGAGCAACCACCAGCAUCACGGCUGCUCGAAGAAGCGCCAGGAGAACGGCCAGAUGCCAAACAACAUUUGCGGCGAACUGGAGACCAAGACCGCCGAACGACAUCACAUCCAGCAUAUACCGCCGCCAGAGUUCGCCGACCUCCAGAAUAAUACCUGUCACGUGCCUAUGCCGCCCCCGCCACCGAAGAAUACGAAGCCCAGCAAGCCUGGUCAGAACCUCAUCAUCAGUCCCAACCAGCUUCAGCAGGAGAGCUUGGCCAUGACCGGCACCGGGACCUUGAAGAAGGGACACAAUCACCCUCAGGUUAUGGAGGAGCUAAGGGUCUGACUCUAGGAGACCGCGCGGCCACUGAACUAAAUUAACGUGGCCGCGAGGGAAUUAAAAUCCUGAAACCAACCCAGCGUUCAGGGACUCAACCAACCCACUUCGAAACGAAGCUCUCCGUUAUCAUCUGACCAUGGACAUAAUCGGGACAUUGAAGAAGAGGAACACAAUCAUUACCAGAUCAUAAAGAAGCUGAGAAUCAGACUCUAGCGAAUACCGAAACUUUUAGAUUAGAAUCCUAAAACGUCGAGUGUUGAGAAGCCGCGCCGGGAUAAUUCUUUAGUAGAAGAUUUUUCGUCACCUUCGUUUGGCCGCAAAUGGCAUCUUCUAGAAGAAACCGCGGGACGAUUAAAAGAGGCAAAGUCUGAUAUCAAAACAGAAAAUCGUUUUAGGAAUAAUGUUUUCCAAAUGAUACUCGACGGAAACAAAUGGAACAAUUCUGCAAGGUUUUCCGAGACGACCGUGAUAUUGUCGAUAGAUAGGAAGUGAUAAAGGACGAAAAGUGAAUGAAGGACUUUCAUUGUUACGCGAGAAGUACGCAUUAGUAUAGGGGCGUAACUGGGAUUUUGAGCUCGGAAGCCAACUGCUGGUCUUUAUACAAAGCCAGAAAAGAAAUCAGGGUUUGCUCGUGUUCGGACCAAGCAGUCGUUGCUUCCAUUUGCUGUGCCCCUGUUAGUGGCAACGCCAUAACUGUUAUCGUUUUCUACCUUUCGAAUUUGCGACCAACUGCCGAAAACCACCUAGUCUUCGAUGGAUAGACAAAUCUGCGUUAAGUAGAAUUCUUCAUCCUCUCAAAAAAAAAAAAACUUGACUACAUUACAUUUUGUAUUUCUUUUUGAUAUUUUUAUUAUGUUUUCCUGAACAAAAAUUUCAUAUUUCAAAUUUUAUUUAGAUUCAUUUUAUUUAAGAGUCCUAAUUUUGUUAUCAAAGGUUGUUGUCUUUUUUGUAUAUUCUUUUCGAUUUUCAUGGUAAAAAAUUAUUGUGACAAAUUAGUAAGUAAUUUUCAUACGCACACACAAUUAAUGAUCAAAAUCAAUGAUGCUUUCUUAAUCUACUUUUAUUUUACCUCUUGUUCCUCCUUCUUCUCCCUCUCCCUCAUUACCCUUCCAUCUAAUAUAGACUGAAGGCUCGAGCUGAUUUGAAUCGUGCCGACACUGUCCUCGUUCUUCCGAGUGAUGAUUAUAACAAUGGUUCGAAUCGCUGCCACGACGAUUUAUUUCUAUAACGUCGAUUGUUCAAAUGCUCAAUUAAAUAAAUACUUAAUUAACACUUUCUUCCUCCAGCUCUUUCUCUUUCUCGCGUGACUAAAUUUUUACAAACACCAAAUUUAUCAUUAACAGCAAAAAAUGUUACGACAAAAAAUUGACAGAACGAAAUUUCGAUGAUUUCAUGAAAUUAUUGCAAUAUUCUAAUUUUUUGCAAAUUAAAAUAUAAGAUAAAAUUAAAACGCAUUUCUGCACGAUAAAAAUUUGAUGAAUUUUCUGAGAAUGAAAGAGUUAAAAAUGGGCGCCCGAGAAUCGAACAAUUUUUUUAAACAUAAGAUAAAAAGAAAGUCAAAUGAGCGACAACAGCAUAACUGCCAAACGAUCGCAAAUUAAGAAAACAUGCGAAUCGUUGAAUAAAAAAUCUCACGUGAUAAGUUAAAAUUUGAAGACGGAAAACUGUUACGAUAGAAAAAAAAAAACACUUUGCUUUUAAUCCAUCAAUGUUUUACAAAAAUAUGACAACUACAAAUUUAAUUAAUUCUUAUUAUUUUAAAUACAAUAUAAACGUUUUCAAAAGAAAAUUACAUGCGAGGCAGGCAUUCGCAUAAAAAUUGAUUGCAAAUUAAAUAUUUUAGAAAAUAUUUAAAAGAAUUAUUGUAUAUAAACUUUUCAUUACAUACCAAUUCUUUAUUUUAAUUUUAUAUUUUAAUUUCACUAAUCUCACAUCAUUCGUCAGUUUUGUAUCAUUUUUAAAACUAGUGAGUAAUAAAAACAAAGAACGAUUAAAUUUAACUAGUUGUCCUAUUUUUAAGGGAUUAACAGAGAUUUUUUUAAUAUCUGAACGGAUGACUGAUAAAAGGACUUUCGAAUGGAAUUUCGACUGUAAAUAAAGAUUAAUUAAGUUUAGGUCUGUCGCUGAUGCGCUGUUAAUGAGUGAAGGGUAUCGAAGAGCUCGGGAAUGGCUCCGAUUGUAAUAAUAUUGCACAUCAACGAGAAAAAUGGUAUGUCAGCGUAGUCGGAAGCACACUGGACGUAAUUUUAAAUUUGUAUAUAAUUGACAUUACAAUAAACUAUGUAACAAACUA